CCGCCCUAUUCCAAACAAGCUCCGGUCAAUUCCCACUGGCCAUUCCUUUUAGUUCGCGCCUCUUCAAUCUCCAGUCUUCAGGCUGUGGAAGGUCAGAACCAAGACUGUCGCACAGUCAUAAUCGCUCGACAGUCCGCCCUUAACCUGAUCUCCGUUCAGUUGUCGAGUGGUUCAGCCGUCGUUCAAGCUCCAGUGUCAUCACCGUCUUUCCUGCGGAGGAAGAAAUGACUAUCAGUAGUCUCGUUUUAGGUGCUGGACAAGAAGUCGGGAAGAGUUGUGUGGUGGUGUCCAUUAAUGGAAAGAGGAUCAUGUUCGACUGUGGUAUGCAUAUGGGUCAUCUCGAUCACCGCCGUUAUCCUGAUUUUUCUCUCAUCUCCAAGUCUGGCGAUUUUGAUAGUGCUUUGACCUGUAUUAUCAUCACCCAUUUUCAUUUGGAUCACAUUGGAGCUCUACCUUAUUUCACCGAAGUUUGUGGGUACAAUGGACCUAUAUACAUGACAUAUCCUACAAAAGCUUUGGCUCCACUGAUGUUGGAGGAUUAUAGGAAAGUGAUGGUUGAACGAAGGGGAGAAGAAGAACAAUUCAGUUCUGAUCACAUUCUAGAAUGCAUGAAAAAAGUUACAGUUGUGGACCUGAAACAAACCAUCUAUGUAGAUGAUGCCCUUCAGAUCCGUGCAUACUAUGCAGGCCAUGUUAUUGGAGCUGCAAUGUUUUAUGCCAAAGUGGGAGAUUCUACUAUGGUUUACACAGGUGACUAUAAUAUGACACCCGAUAGACAUCUGGGAGCUGCUCAAAUUGAUCGUCUACAAUUGGACCUGGUUAUAACAGAGUCAACUUAUGCAACGACUGUCCGCGAUUCAAAACAUGCCCGGGAGAGAGAAUUUCUUAAAGCUGUCCAUAAAUGUGUUGCAAGUGGAGGAAAGGUGCUUAUUCCCACACUUGCUCUUGGAAGAGCUCAGGAACUAUGCAUGCUUUUGGAUGAUUACUGGGAGCGGAUGGACAUUAAAGUUCCUAUUUACUUUUCAGCAGGUUUGACCAUUCAAGCUAAUAUGUAUUACAAAAUGCUCAUCAACUGGACCAACCAAAAGGUGAAAGACACGUAUGCUAGUCGGAAUGCAUUUGAUUUUAAAAAUGUUUGCAGUUUUGACCGCUCGAUAAUUAAUGCACCUGGACCGUGUGUUCUAUUUGCCACACCUGGUAUGCUUAUUGGUGGAUUCUCACUUGAAGUGUUCAAGCAAUGGGCUCCUGAUGAAUUAAAUCUUGUUACAUUGCCUGGAUAUUGCCCUGUUGAAACAAUAGGUCAUUCAUUAAUGUCAGGUAAACCCACUAAAAUUGUCUUGGAUGAUAAAAAACAAAUAGAUGUGCGAUGCCAGAUUCAUCAGCUGUCCUUCAGCGCUCAUACUGAUUCCAAAGGAAUUAUGGACCUGAUGAAAUUCCUCGCUCCUAAGCAUGUAAUCCUCGUUCAUGGCGAAAAGCCCAAGAUGACCUCUCUUAAAGCAAAGAUUGAAUCCGAACUUAAUAUUCAAUGCUUUGAUCCUGCAAAUAAUACAACAGUUACUAUUCCAUCCACAAACUAUGCAGUUGUAGAUCAAUCUCCCACUUUUGUUAAAAGUUCAACCACUCCAAACUUCAAGUUUCUACUCAGCCCUGACAAGUCCCAUCUAGUGGUCUCUGAUUUAAGAGUUGCAGAAGGGAUUCUUGUUUCGGAAAAUAAUUCAAAAACUAAGGUUGUUCAUCAAGACGAGCUGUUGGCUAUGGUUGGGGAGAAUAAACAUGGAAUUCAAUUUGCUUAUUGUUGCCCUGUAAGCAUUAGAAAUGAAGAAAGCACGAAGAAGAUGGUGGAUAACUGUUAUUGGAUUCGUUGUUUAUAUUCUUCCCUUUUAAGUGAACUGCCUGAAGAGAAUGUUCGGGAUUGUGGGGAAAACAUAACUGUUGAAUCUGUUUGUGUUUCUGUUUGCAUGAAGGAGAAGUGCGACUACAGAAUUGGUAUCUCUUGUUCUGGAGCAAAAAUAUUGCAUUUUUGCUGUAGCUGGUUCAUGCCUGACGAGAUUGUUGCCACGAAAGUCAUAUCUGUUUUGAAGAAUUUGGUCAUCGGCUUUGAAUAGCAC
Molecule: messenger RNA, 2108 nt
Organism: Impatiens glandulifera
Lineage: Eukaryota; Viridiplantae; Streptophyta; Magnoliopsida; Ericales; Balsaminaceae
Product: cleavage and polyadenylation specificity factor subunit 3-II
Exons: 14
Coding region: 225-2105 (626 amino acids)
Biological process (GO): snRNA processing
Cellular component (GO): nucleus
Source: RefSeq, a predicted model, not a curated record